AUGUCGGUGGUUACAGCCAGUUCCCCGGGUGCUCUCAUUCACGUCGGUGUGGGUUUCACAGCUGCCCCGGUGCUCCUUACCCUGGAUGUCGGUGUGGGAUACAGCCAGUUCCCGGUGCUCUCAUUCGAUGUCGGUGUGGGUUACAGCCAGUUCCCGGUGCUCUCAUUCGAUGUCGGUUACAGCCAGUUCCCGGUGCUCUCAUUCGAUGUCGGUGGGAGUUACAGCCAGUUCCCGGUGUUCUCAUUCGAUGUCGGUGGGAGUUACAGCCAGUUCCCGGUGUUCUCAUUCGAUGUUGGUGUGGGUUACAGCCAGUUCCCGGUGCUCUCAUUCGAUGUCGGUGUGGGUUACAGCCAGUUCCCGGUGCUCUCAUUCGAUGUCGGUGUGGGUUACAGCCAGUUCCCGGUGCUCUCAUUCGAUGUCGGUGUGGGUUACAGCCAGUUCCCGGUGCUCUCAUUCGAUGUCGGUGUGGGUUACAGCCAGUUCCCGGUGCUCUCAUUCGAUGUCGGUGUGGGUUACAGCCAGUUCCCGGUGCUCUCAUUCGAUGUCGGUGUGGGUUACAGCCAGUUCCCGGUGCUCUCAUUCGAUGUCGGUGUGGGUUACAGCCAGUUCCCGGUGCUCUCAUUCGAUGUCGGUGUGGGUUACAGCCAGUUCCUGGUCCUGGCUCCAUACACUCAUUGUUUCCUAUGGUGCCCUGAAUGCUAA
Molecule: messenger RNA, 702 nt
Organism: Pelobates cultripes (western spadefoot toad)
Lineage: Eukaryota; Metazoa; Chordata; Amphibia; Anura; Pelobatidae
Source: the annotation of a GenBank genome assembly